This is a messenger RNA of Prorocentrum cordatum, 2484 nucleotides long. The record is from the annotation of a GenBank genome assembly. NCBI's taxonomy places the organism in Eukaryota, Dinophyceae, Prorocentrales, Prorocentraceae.
CAGACAGCCCGCCCGCCAAAGGUGCCCAAGGUGCAGGCGGCGACUGUGAUCAGCCACUCCCUGGUUCGCCUGAACGGGACGGCGGUGGUGCUGUGCCGCGCUUGCUGCAGGCAGACCAGCGGGCAGACGGGGCCCACAUGGACGCAGUUCGCGCGUUCAGCUUGCGAGGCCAGCCAGUACACCGCGCUGCGGGCCGAGGCCAUCAUCGCGCACGUCGGCGCGCAGCCCAUUGUGGUCUCGGAGGCGGGCGAGUUCGCUAUGCAGGCGAUCGAGCGCGCGGCGUGCCCCGAAGAUGCGGGGCCCAGGCCAGCCGAGCCUGCCCCCUGGGGCUCAGGGGACGGCACCAUCGAGAUGCAGGGGCACAGGCUGAGGCGCGCAGGGCCCACCAUCUACUGCGAGGUAUGCGUGGCGUGGGCGGCGACAGGCUCCUCACUGGCCCUGGCUGCGCCCUGCGCUGGCCCGCCCAGCGCCGAGGGCAAGAACCAGCGCACCUACCUGUCCAACCUCAGGGCGCGGCUCAAGAAGCUCAGCCAAGGGCUGCACCCCAAGACAGGAAAGGUGCUCAAUUGGGGAGGUGCAGGCGAGGCUCCAGACGGCCCCAGAACAUGGGCCACAGCGGCGGCCAGCGCGGCCGCGGGCGACAUGGCCUCUGGGGGCGACGGCGCUGCAGAGCGGCCAAGCGGCAGGCACGCGCAGAAGGAACAGGGCGAGGCGACCAGGCCUGGCCAGGACCACGAGACGCGCGAGGUGCCUGCAGGGGCUGGAGGUUCCGACGCAGUCCAGACCAAGAAGCCUGCUUGGCGGGUGCGACGGCAGGAGCUCCUGGAACGGAUGCAGCGAAGGCAGCAGCAUCUGCUAGCCGAACGUGGUCCAGCAGCCGCCAGCGGCGCGCAGCGUGAUGAGGGAGACAUGGCCGACGGCAGCUUGCCCUCGGCCUAUGGAGCGCACCAAUGCCCCGACGGGGGCACCACUGGACUGGUGACGCUCCAGCCGCCGCCAGCUGCCCCAGACGUGGGGGUGGUCGAUGCCUGUCUGGCGGCGGGGCCGUCGCGGCUGCCUGCGCCCUUGAGGUGUGACCUGGCACACGAGGUGACGCUGACCACGGACCACCAGGAGGGCGCCGUGACCAGCCCUCAGGACAUGAGCAGCCCGCCGCAGCCGUUCUCGACUACCGAUAUGGCCAGCACCAGGGGUGGCAGGGGACCUGCAAAGUGCGGUCGCGAAUGCGGCCCCGCCCUGAGUGCUGGCAGGUCUGACAACUCGCAGCGGGCGCUGCCAGGCAUGGCCAGUGACAAGGGUGGCAGGAGGCCUGCAAGCCGCGACCCUGAGUGCGGCCCCACCUUGGGCACUGGCGGCGACGGCAGCCAGGCCCACCGCGUGCGGCGACGAUUUACGGCCUGGGCCAGGGGUGGCAGGGGACCUGCAAUGUGCGUGCGUGAGUGCGGCCCCGCCCUGAGCCCAGGAUGCGACGAGGACCGCGACGGCAAGGGUAUGGCCAGCGCCAGGGGUGGCAGGGGACCUGCAAAGUGCAGUCCUGUGUGCGGCCCCGCCCUGGGCACUGGCAGCGGGUCUCUGGAAGCGGCGUCGCCUGAGGAGGACCAGCGGCAGCCGCAGCUGGCUUCUGGGGAGGCGUGUCCACGUGCAGCUACGGCUGGUGCCAGGGGUGGCAGGGGACCUGCAGUUUGCGGUCCUGAGUGCGGCCCCGCCCUGAGCACCAGCACCCACCCCGAGCGGCGACGGAUUACGGCCUGGGCCAGGGGUGGCAGGGGACCUGCAAUGUGCGUGCGUGAGUGCGGCCCCGCCCUGAGCCCAGGAAGCGACGCGGACCGCGACGGCAUGUGCAUGGCCAGCACCAGGGGUGGCAGGGGACCUGCAAGUGCCGACCGUGUGUGCGGCCCCGCCCUGAGUGCUGGCAGAGUUGCGGUGGCUCGGCCUGAGCCAGCGCAGCCGAGGCGCAGCGUCGCGCCCAGGCUUGAGCUGCAGGUCGCUGGAUGGGCGCGGUACUGGACCCAGGCUCCCGAGGUCGGCGAGACGAUGGAGUGCUACAGCGAGUGGCUCGACCACUGCGUCGGCUACGUCACGCAGAUCCUGUCCCAGCCGCGCUUCGCCACCAGGCUGCGGGCGCGUGGGAGGACGGCCGAGGAGAUGGCCGAGGAGAUCUGCGAGCGGGCCUGGGGGACUGGCAUGCCCGCGAGGCGGGCCUACUACAGGUGGCGCCACACGCUGACGCGGUCGCAGAGGAUCGUGUCGGACUGCAUGCGGCGCUACGACUACGUGUGCCUGCGGACGUGGCUGGCCGAGCUGCGGCGGGAAGGGCAGCCACCGCCCAUUGGCCCGCUCAGAGCGCCUUCGGAGGCGACGGAGAAGUGGUUGAGGGUCGGCCUCUCCUGGCACGGGCAGCCGCUGCGCGCUGCGCGGCGGUCUGGCCCCAGCGCGCCGCCCUUCGCGUCCGUCGACGUGAUCGGCAUCACUGGCCUCCCCUGA